This is a messenger RNA of Lactuca virosa, 914 nucleotides long. NCBI's taxonomy places the organism in Eukaryota, Viridiplantae, Streptophyta, Magnoliopsida, Asterales, Asteraceae. The record is from the annotation of a GenBank genome assembly.
AUGAUGUGCUAUGUAUUUGGACCCAAAAAUGCUGGAAAGUCUGCAUUGCCUUUCCAAAACUCAUAUGCUUUAGAUAACAAUAAUUGUUAUAAAGUCAAUGCUGUUGACCAGCUUCGGGGAACUAAGAAGACUUUGAUAUUGCGUAAAAUUCAAGAAGAUGAUGUCAAAGAGUUUCUAUCUAGCAAGGAGUCCCCUAAUGUGGUAAAAUUUGAAGUCCUGGAAUCGGGAAUUAGAAGAUUACUUCAUUGCAUUGGAUUACAUUUCGUGACACGAAUUUAGAGAUAGCUGUUGGCCAACAUGCUGGAAAAAGAGUGUUUUUACAAAGAAUUCCUCUAUGUCCGUCUGACGAUGAGAUGUUCUCAUUCAAACUAAAGAGAAAGCAGUUUCCAAUUCAGCUUAGUUUCUCUAUGACAAUCAAUAAAGCUCAAGGACAAACAAUUCCAAAUGUAGGUGUUUAUCUACGAGAAUCGGUAUUCUCACAUGGCCAGCUUUAUGUGGCGUUGUCUAGAGGAAUAUCACAUGUCAAUACCAAGGUAUUAGUAAAGCCGGAAAAAACGUUUGAUAAUGAUGGAAUCUACACAUCAACCGUUGUGUACAAAGAAGUGUUAUGUGAUUAACAAGGGCUAGCAGAUGAAGCAACAUGAUUGCAGAUUGGUGUAGUUUAUAUAUUGGACAUGUUAUAAAUGAACAAAACUACAUGAUUGCAGAUUUUGGUUAUUUAUAGGUUGUAAAAUCAAGUAUGAACUAUUAGAUGAAAUUCCAAAUGUUGACUCAACUUCUGUCGUAUUAUAUGACUAUGCACCUUGCAAGAAACUAUCCGUUGAAAUGAACUAUUCGACAUAAAAUAGUCUACCAAAUGGCCGCAAUGAAUAUCUCACGUCUAAAGGAAACUAAUCAUCACAUUAAAACUAUCU